AUGUCUCUCGGUCUUCCCGUUGGAGCCGUCAUGAAUUGUGCCGAUAACUCUGGUGCUAAGAACCUCUACGUUAUCUCAGUUGUCGGUUUCGGUGCUAGACUUAACAGACUUCCCGCUGCCGCUGCUGGUGAUAUGGUUAUGGCUUCCGUCAAGAAGGGUAAGCCAGAGCUCAGAAAGAAGGUCAUGCCCGCCGUUAUCUGCCGACAACGAAAACCUUGGAGAAGAAGGGAUGGUAUCUUCCUUUACUUCGAGGAUAACGCAGGUGUUAUCGUCAACGCCAAGGGUGAGAUGAAGGGAUCUGCUAUCAACGGACCAGUUGCCAAAGAAUGUGCCGACCUUUGGCCCCGUAUCGCAGCAAAUGCGGGCACAGUCGUCUAG
This is a messenger RNA of Kwoniella shivajii, 378 nucleotides long. RefSeq names its product 60S ribosomal protein L23. Gene Ontology annotation, cellular component: cytosolic large ribosomal subunit; ribosome. Gene Ontology annotation, molecular function: structural constituent of ribosome; large ribosomal subunit rRNA binding. The coding region runs from base 1 to 378 and encodes 125 amino acids. Gene Ontology annotation, biological process: translation. NCBI's taxonomy places the organism in Eukaryota, Fungi, Basidiomycota, Tremellomycetes, Tremellales, Cryptococcaceae. The record is from RefSeq and is a predicted model, not a curated record. The transcript has 4 exons.